CAUUGUAGGAAACCGGGCAACCCGAAUUUGGGAUCGAAUUUUCGCGGUUUGAGUCGACUUUCGGGAAUUUACGGCGCGUUCCACGGUGGACGUUAAUUUCGAUUUGCAUAAUUUGCUAGUGAUUGACGUUGUAGUGGUUGUAGUUCAGUGUCUAGGCGUGCAAAAUAUCAGAUUUGGCGGAAUCCACGGCCUACGAAAAUAAGUUUUCCAGAAUGGUUGGGUUUUAGAUGGACCGAAAAUGAGUAAAGCGAGUAGCGGCGGCGGUUCGUGGAGCAGAAAGGGGAAGUCUGCGAGCAAAGAGUUGGCGGGCAUGCGGCGACAACGCAGCUUGGAAUGGAGAAACGAACGUGGAUACAGUUCCAGCGAAGAGGAGAUAACCCCGAGGCCCGUAGACAGCCACGUAUUUGCCUCUUUGCUAGCACAAGCCCAGAAGGAGUUUACAAACGAUAUCGAACGAUCCUAUAGGUCGAACGAUACCGAGGACUCCGUGACAACCGACAACCAGACAACCCCUUUCCCAUCGUCGACCCCUCAGAUGGUGUCUCCGAUACCCCUCCAUCGGCAAGCUUCCCCGUUUCCGCUGGAAAAUACUAAUACCAGACGAAUACACUAUCAGACUCCAGCUCAGGACAGACUGCGGAGCGCUAAUGGAGACUUAAUCUACGGAACGACGAACAAAAAGUCAAUAUCAAACAGCACGCUGGGCAGAUCGGGAAGGCGACACAGGAUUGGGGGCAUGACGUCAAGUAGCAGCGCGACUUCCUGCAGCAGUAACUGCAACGACAAUAUAUUGCAGCCCAAUGGGGAUAUCUCGUAUCACGAGCAGCAACCACGGCUGAGCCUAAACAAUGAUGUAAAUGAAGAAUCACCUCCCGAGCCGGCUCCUCCCGAGGUCCCCCCCAGGGGUCCAUCUUUGCAUCCAGCGACACUGAGGCGCAGAACCGAUUUCGGUCUUCCACCCAGUGAAAACAAUUCUUCAUGCCAGGAGUCCCAGUUCCAUCAAGCAGAGUAUGUGCUCGGCGGGAGCCCGAGGGCGUCUGUGUACCCAGCCCGGUCACCCAUGGCAGCCUCAAAUGCAAAUACGCAACACAGGAUGACCCCCGGGCUGCAGCAGACGCAACUUACACAGAAUCUACCUUCCGGAGCCCCUGGUGGAACCUUGCCAUCUAAUAUGCCACCUCAACAGUCCGCCCCUUUGGUAAUGCCGGUCUUUCCACUCAGGCCUGCACCAGCUGCGUCCUCUUCUCAGUAUUCUCCAUACUCCCCGUCCAGGUUUCAUAUAGAUAAGAGAUGUCAGCACAGGUGCUCGUGGAAGUGCUUAAGUAUCGGUCUUAUUUUUCUAGUGGUGGUCUUGACCGGGAUGCUGACAUAUUUUGCGGCCGUUAGCUCCAUGAAACCAAACAUGGACUCGCCGAAUUGUAUAUUGGUGCAGGAUGUCAAGGACGUUACCCACGAUCAAAUAACUAUGGGUUCGGAAUCAACGCAAACUCCUACGGAGGAAUCAUUGCCAACGAGUACAGCGGAGCAUUCGAGCGCCACAACCCAGCACAGUUCGCUAAUGCAAGCCGCUCAACAACCGCAACGUUCUUAUUGGUCGCCUUUACCGUUGGAGCAAAGAGAACUGGACACCUUACACACGGCUACGAUACCACCUUAUCAGUUUUGGCAUUCGGAAUUCCGUAAUAAGCAACCCGCUUUUAUCCGGUUUAAUUUCACUUUGCCCUGGGGCGCAAACUUCGCCGUAUACGGAAGAAGAAACGUCGCUCCAAGCGUCACACAGUACGAUUUCGCGGAAUUUGUUAAGGGCGGCAGGGUCGAUCAUAGGCUGAAGAAAAGAGCCGCCGCGGAUAACGGUUCGGUAAAUGGGGAGGAUAUCGAAGAGGAGCUACGUCCAUUAGCGCGAUUCAAAUUCUCUUAUAAAGGCCGCAACUCCCACAAAAGUGAUGUCUUGGACAGCAUCUCGAGCUCUUACGAAGGAACAAGAAAAAUCCUGGCCGACUCAGAGCCCAGGGGACCAUUCUACGUACCCCACGAUGUAAAAAUAGAUUAUCGCAAGGAUCCGGGUGCCGAUCUCCCCCAUCCGACCGUUGAUAUAGGAAUUUCCGUCGAGGAGCGGCACGUAAUCGAAAAGAGGGACGUCGAAUACGAGCCGAUGCUGGUAAACGUCAGCCUGCUCCAAUACUUGGACACAGGCCGCUGGUUUCUUUCCGUUUACAACGACGAACUCCAACCGCACAGCGUAUCAUUGGUCAUAAGCGAAGCCGAGGGUGUGAGCACUACAUGCCCGAACGAUUGUUCUGGCAGAGGAUCUUGCUACCUGGGCAAAUGCGAUUGUAUUGACGGCUUUCAGGGGAUAGACUGCUCCAAAAGUGUGUGUCCGGUGCUGUGUUCCGGCCACGGCCAAUAUGGCGGCGGCCUAUGUCACUGUGAGGAGGGCUGGAAAGGGCCGGAGUGCGACAUUCCCGAGGGCGAUUGCCGCAUUGCCGACUGCUCGGGUCACGGGAAAUGCGUCCGCGGCUCUUGUCACUGCAAGCCGGGCUGGAAAGGAGAAGCGUGCGACGAAGUAGAUUGCGAGGAUCCUACGUGCUCGGAGCACGGUGCCUGCGUCAAUGGUCAAUGUUACUGUAAAGCGGGUUGGAAGGGACAAAACUGCAACGUCAUCGACGAACAAGUUCAUAAGUGUUUGCCUACAUGUUCCGAACACGGCGUCUACGAUCUAGAAUCGGCAAAGUGCGUCUGUAACAGGCAUUGGACUGGUUCCGAUUGCUCUCAGCCUCUGUGCAACUUAGACUGUGGUGAUCACGGACAUUGCGAAAUGGGUAAGUGUCGGUGCGACGUAGGUUGGACUGGUCCGCGAUGUGAACAACUGCCCUGCGACACCCGUUGCCAGGAACACGGACAGUGCAGGAAUGGCACCUGCGUUUGCUCGCAAGGCUGGAACGGACGACACUGCACUUUGCCCGGAUGCGAGAACGGAUGUUCGGGUCAUGGACAAUGCACUCUGGAGGAUGGUUUGUACAAGUGCGUCUGCAUCCAGGGCUGGGCAGGGUUUGAUUGCAGCAUUUCGUUGGAGCAGGAAUGUCAAGACGACGUUGACAACGAUCAUGAUGGCAUGACCGAUUGUUCGGACAGCGAAUGUUGCUCUCACCCGAGCUGCCAAGAUCAUAUAAUGUGCAUAUCUAGCAACGACCCUGUCGAGGUUUUGCUACGAAAACAACCGCCUUCAGUCACGGCCUCGUUCUAUCAGCGCGUAAAGUUUCUCAUCGAGGAGAACUCUGUUCAGUCGUACGCUCACAUCGACGAGUACACGGAAAGUCGAGUUGCAGUCAUGAGAGGGCAAGUCGUCACACCUCAGGGACUCGGCAUUGUAGGAAUUCGAGUUUCGGUGGACCGGGAAUCCAAAUUCGGAUUUACGCUCACGAGACAAGGUGGUUGGUUCGACGUCUUAGUAAACGGUGGAGGCGCGGUCACAUUACAAUUUCAGAGGUCACCUUUUAAGCCUAUGACUAUAACGGUUUACGUACCUUGGAAUCAAAUCAUAGUCUUGCCUCCCGUCCACAUGCUACUAUCCGACGACUCGAAUAAUCAAAUUUUGAAAAGCAGGAAUCCUGCGUUAUAUUUUCCCGGAGUUUCGAGGUCGUUCUUCGGUAUCGGCGGCACUUUACCUCACGCUUGUGACGAACACGAUCCCGAAUUACUGAAACCGGUCAUAACCGGAACGUGGAUGCCAGAAGCGGUCGGCGGCCUGAUGAGACGAAGCGUCGUGUUUGCGGAAACUCAGAUCGUGCAGGAAUCGAUUCCUAUACCAGGUUCAGACUUGAAUAUAAUUUAUCAAAGCUCGCAAGCUACGGGUUACUUGAGCACAAUUUUUAUGAAGCUAACUGCAGACGACAUUCCGAAAACUUUAACUCACGUGUAUGCGAGAGUAGAAAUAGAAGGUUCCCUGUACGUCAAGACGUACGAAGCUGAUCCUAAUUUGUACCACACGUUCGCCUGGAACAAGAGAAACGUUUACAAGCAAAAAGUUUACGGGAUCGUUCAAGCUAAAGUCUCGAUUGGUUACCAACACGUCUCGUGCAACGAGCCGGUAUGGGUCACUCAGACGGUCGACAUCAAAGGUUUCGACGUCGACAUUUCCGACAUCGGUGGCUGGGGACUCGACAUACAUCAUCAUUAUAAUUUCCACGAGGGCAUACUUCAAAAGGGCGACGGCUCAACGCUCCACUUUAAGCAAUAUCCUCGCAUGGUUAAGGUCGUUAUGGGCACGGGUCUCCAAAGGAGCGUCGAUUGUCCCGGUCAAUGCGGAGGGCCAGCAAAAGACGCUCGACUUUUGACACCAGGGUCGCUGGCAAACGGUCCCGACGGGAGCGUCUACGUGGGUGACUUUAAUCUUGUUAGGCGAAUUACACCAGAAGAAAACGUAUACACCGUGCUCCAAUUGAGAGCAACUCAGGUGGCGUACCAAUAUUACCUGACCGUAUCCCCAGCCGAUGGUCAUUUGUACGUUUCUGAUCCUGAGAAGCAUCAGAUUUUGAAAGUUCUGUCCCUGGAACCGGUUCAGGAUCCGACGAUAAACAGUGAACCCGUCGUCGGGAACGGAGAACGCUGCAUUCCCGGUGACGACAUGGCGUGCGGGGACGAAGGUCCAGCGAAAUACGCCAGAUUGGCUCAUCCUAAGGGCAUCGCGAUUUCGGUGGACGGCACCAUGUACAUCGCCGACGGCACUAACGUACGAGCCGUCGACCCUAAAGGCAUUAUACACACCCUGAUUGGCAACCACGGUCAUCACAAUCAUUGGACGCCGAUUCCUUGCCGGGGGGCGAUCGCAGCCAGCCAGGCACAAUUGCAGUGGCCAACCGGACUUGCGCUAAGUCCUUUGGAUGGUUCCAUUCAUUUCAUAGAUGACCGCUUGGUGCUACAGCUCACGCCUGACAUGAAAGUGACAGUCGUCGCUGGUUCUCCGCUACACUGUCACCGAACAGAUAACGGAACCAAAGAGGAAGACAAUGUGUUAGGUACAGUUCUUGCCUUGUCGUUCGCACCAAACGGCGACCUUUACAUCGCCGAAUCAGAUACCCACAACACGUAUUAUAUCCGCCUCAUAGAUACAUCCGGGAAAGUCGUCCACUUCGCCGGCAAAUUGCAGGAAAAAGACAAAAAGUGCCAAUGUCCCGUAAACGCAACUACAGCAACUCCCGUUAGGAGCAGUCGCGAUCUACCUGCUACUUGUUUAUGCCCUCCGGGAGACGACACCACCAGCAACGCGGAGACAUUACUGUCUGCGAACGCCCGUUUCCAGACCAUUUCCGCCAUCAGCGUUUCGCCUGGCGGAGUUUUGCACGUCGCCGAUCAAGGUUCGCUUCACAUCCUGGCAUUGGAACAUUAUCUUCCAACUCACGACGAGAACGGCGAAUUUCGAAUUCCUUAUCCGCCUGCAGGAGAAAUCUACGUCUUCAAUCGCUACGGUCAACACGUUGCCACCAAAGACUUGGCGUCUGAUAAAACGCGGUACUCCUUCCUGUACUCAAAGAACACCAGCUUCGGAAAGCUUUCAACGGUUACCGACAGUUCUGGCAACAAAAUCCAAUUCUUAAGGGAUUACAGCAACGCCGUGAGUUCUAUAGAGAACACCCAAGAUCACAAGUCCGAGUUAAAGAUAUCCGGGGUGGGAUAUUUGGUGAAGCUCACUGAGAAAGGAAAGUCGGAAAUUGAGCUGGACUACGACAUGAACACAGGACUGCUAACCAGCAGAUCAGGAGGAGGUGAUACGUUUAUUUACCAGUACAACUGGCUGGGCAGGGCUACCGGUGUGAUACUCCCCAGCGGGGAGACCCUCCAACUAUCUUCUAAGAUGUCGGAGACUGAAGGUCUGGAAAUUGUUAUCAGUCAACCGCCUACCGUGUUGAACGUUAACGGCAAAGCAAACAAGCAAGUUAUUUUGAUCGACGGUACGGAAAUCACCAAAGCGGUAACCCUAACGAACUCGACGGUCGCUCUAAAAUCUGCCUACGACGGUAACUUAAAGAUAUGCGCGAUCGAAAGACACCCGUUGCUAGAAGCUUCGCUUCCGCUCGAAGCGGAACUGUUGCCUAUCUGGUCCGAGCAGACCACGACUUUCGGCGACGCAGUGUCGAACGUAAUGUCCACGUCAUUCAGUCUCGUGGGAGACGUUCGAAACCCGCAGCAAACGCUGUAUCGCGAAAUCUCCGUCAACCGGUCGAAAGUGCUGGGAAUCGAAUUUGAUCAGUUCACCAGCAAAGAGACGUUCUUCGACAUCGAUAAGAUGCCGCUGCUGACGAUAACCUACGAUCCCGCCGGUCUCCCACUGAGCUACACGCCUUACAACGGGGCGGACGUCUUGAACAUAACCUACGAUAACUUCAACCGAAUCGACGGCUGGAAAUGGGGAAACACCGAACUAAAAUACAGUUACGACAGACACGGUUUGCUGUCCGAAAUUACCAGUCCGCAGGACGGGACUCAGAUGUACACGUACGACGACUCCAACAUGCUCACCAAGAUAACAUUAGCCAGCCAGAGAAGUUUCUUGUUGUCCUACGACGACAACGGAGGACUGAGACACGUCACGUUGCCCAGUGGUACCAAACAUUUGUUCGCGCUGCAACCGUCCCUAGGUAUCAUUAGGGCCGUAUAUACCCCGCCCGGCAGCCCGAAGGCUUACCUUCAGCAUUUCUCCAAUUCGGGGAGGGUUUUGCAAACGGUCUUCCCCGGUGAUGGCGUGCGAAUCGUCUAUCGAUACCACGACAGCGGCAAGCUGAGCGAAAUCGUCCACGGCGACGGAAAGACCAUUUUUUACUACUCGGAGUCUUCUGGGCUGCCGAGCCAAGUGAGCCACGCGGAGAAAGAUCUGGAAUACCGAGCCGAUUAUCAGUACGUCGGCGGUCUCCUAAUGGAGGAACGAAUUGAUUUUGGUGCCAAAACGGGAUUAAGCAACGCCAAAUUCACAUACGACUACGACGAUAACUAUAGACUCGUUACCGCGCAGGGGCGUAUCGGCGGACAGAACUUGCCCGUUUAUAAUUUGGCGUAUAAUUUUAAGAGCGGCUCGGUGGAACUGCUCGGACCGUUCAAGAUUAACAAGCCGAGACCGAACGAAACUCACGUUUUCGACGGCACCGCGUUGUUCUCCAGUACGAAAAAUUCCAGGUUCCUGGAGACGAGAGUCGCUCUGACCAUACACGGAAUGGAGGUGUUCCGGAUGGAGUUUGGCCACGACUUACACGGGAGAAUAUCGCAGACGAGGACCUACACAAAAAAUGUCGGAGUCAAUACUUAUACCAACAUAAAAAAUUAUACGUGGGACUGUGACGGGCAGCUGCUGGGGGUCGAGGCCCAAGAACCGUGGGGCUUUAGAUACGACGAUAACGGCAACAUGCUGUCGUUAACCUACAGAGGCAACACUAUUCCCAUGGAAUACAACUCUAUGGAUAGGAUAACCAAGUUUGGCGAGGGCCAAUAUAAGUACGACAGUCGGGGAUUGGUCAUCCAAAAUGCUCGGGAAGAAAAAUUCCACUACAAUGCCAAAGGUCUCUUAGUCAGAGCUACCAAGAGAGGGCGCUUCGAUGUUCGAUAUUUUUACGAUCAUAUGGAUCGAUUGUUGGCGAGGAAAGAUAAUUUCGGGAACGUGACCCAAUUUUUCUACAACAAUGACCACAGACCGAGAGAAGUCAGCCAGAUCUAUUCGCCGCGCGACGGAAAACUCAUGUCUUUGAUAUACGACAACAGAGGUCACCUUAUCUUCGCCCAAGUCUACAGACAUAAGUAUUACGUCGCCACAGAUCAGUGCGGCACUCCGGUCAUGAUUUUUAAUCAGUAUGGAGAAGGAAUUAGAGAAAUUAUGAGGUCACCUUAUGGACACAUUGUAUAUGACUCGAAUCCGUAUUUGUACCUUCCUAUUGACUUCUGUGGAGGAAUAUUAGACCAGGUCACUUCUCUGGUCCACAUGCCAAAUGGAAAAAUAUAUGAUCCACUAAUUGGGCAGUGGAUGUCACCUCUAUGGGAGAAUGUGCUCGAGAGGGUGGCAACGCCCACGCAACUUCAUUUGUAUAGGUUUAAUGGAAACGAUCCCAUCAAUAUGGGUGUCGACAGAGACAGACCGAAAGAUCAUCUCGACUGGAUGGAGAAGAUAGGAGUCAAUCUGAAAAGCUUGGCACCGCAACUGUUCAUGGAAAACCUACCGGGAGGUAAAAUGCCACCAUUACUGACCCAAAAUCCAGACUUCUGGAAUCCGUCCGAGGUGCUUAGCAGCCAGCUGACUCGCCAAGCUGCGAUCACCGAAAUCCAGUCGGGUUUUCUCGCCCACCUGAACUCGAGAAAAAUGCAAAACGCGAAAGAACUGUCUGUAUUCUCGAAAUCGGCCCUCAAAACUGACGUAAUCGAUCUAGUGCCGAAGAAAAUCGGCGCCUCUUCCGAUCCGCCGUUCGGCAGGGGUAUAUUGGUAUCCAAAACUGACUCCGGGGAAGCAAUCGUGUCCAGCGUGCCCGCCGCAAACGCCAUCUAUCGCGACGUUUACACCUCGGUGUUUAACAGGUCAUUCUUGCUUCCGUUUUCGUUUAUCGUCCACGGCAAUCAGCAGGACGCGUUUUAUUUCGUAAAGAAGGAGACGUGGAAAAUAAACGACGACAAGGCCCAACUGAAGAGGCUCCAGGGUCAAGUCAACACCACCUUCCACGAAAAUGUCCGGGAAAACGGCAGCGGGAACAAUUACUUCGACGUGAAGAUUCACCGAGCAAACGUCGUGAUCAAUUUGAGGUACGGUACGAACGUGGAGAAGGAAAAACAAAGGCUGCUUCACCACGCCAAGUUAUCGGCCGUCAGAAAGGCGUGGCACAAGGAGAAGGAGGCAUACAAGAACGGUUUUUCGGGCAGCUUCGAUUGGUCGGCAAGCGAAAUCGACGAACUUACCAAAAACGGUUACGUAUCUAAUUACGAGGGUAAUUACAUACACAACGUGCAGGAGUACCCGGAAUUGGCCGAAGACCCCUACAAUAUUAAAUUUAUCAAGAAGCAGAACGAAUCGUCGAAGAAGCGGAGACGAAAACGUGAAACGGAAGGGUGCCCGGAGAGCUGGUGGUUCCCGUGGAGCGACGCGUGCUAGUGGCACUCUCUACACACCCCUGAGUUAACGUAAGAUUAUUCAAUUAACUAAGUGUGAUGUACCAAAAAUAAAUUUAAAAAGCUUACCGUAAACUGUAAGUCUUUUAUACCAAAAAACCAAAGUCUAUUUGUGUAUGUAAUUUCCAAAGAUGCCAAAAAGUGUAUAUUAUUUAUUUACAAUUUGUUACCUAUAUGUAUGUGAUCCACAGUUUGGUACAUAGUGUACUACCCAAUUUUGUAUAAUGAAACAUUGACUGAUUUAUUGAAGUGUACAAUAUGUAUCAAACUACUUUUGUAAUAUAGUAAAAAGUAUAUUAAUAUUAAAUAGGUACAGCCAGUGUGCUGCCAAGCGGCAUAAUUUCCUUUCGAAUAUUUCUAGAAUUUCACCAUUUUCACCAAUAACGUAAAUUAUCAAAUCUAACAAUUUAUUUGAGAAAUAGCAAUUUAUCAAAACACAAAAUGUCACAGUUGGGAUUUUUGCAUUUAAAAUCACAUUUUUCCAAUUUCAAAGAGGUAAAAAAUAAUUGUUAUUAUCAAAAACUUCAAUGAAAGGGUAAUUAUUUGACCACAAGAAAACUAGCAAACUAAACUAACCAAACAAACUUAACACAUUGUUUAAUCUUUCUUUUGCCAUUGCAUUGAAAGUUUUUAUAUUGAAACCUUGUCUAAUGCUCGUUUUUGAUUCUGUUUGGACUGCUAUUAUAUGGCUAUUCGUUAUUUAUAUCUGAUUAACCUUGUUGCUUCCGUUUGGUUCAUGCAAGCCUCGUUUGUUGGUUUGUACAUUUUCUAUUGGGUUAUUCACGGAAUGAAAUUAAACGUUAAAAUAAGCGUUUUACUUGUUGGUCGUUUUUAUAUACAUAUACAUAUUUGAACAAUCCUGCAUUUCGUUAGUUACACUAAUCUUUUAGCACAAACAAAAAUAUUAAAAAAUCUUUGACAGUGUCAUUAUUUAUAAUUCCUGCUCUAUUUUCGAGAAUCUUUUUAUGUUCGUUAAAGGCUUCUGAAGGUAAAGAAUUAGGCAGUAACUACUGGGUUCUUGUUCAGGAUCGGGGUUACAGAAUUACCACUGUAAAUUUGGCUAGCUUGCCAUCAAUAGUAGAUUUCACUUUCACUAAUUAAUCGAUGUAUGCUUAUUCUUUUGUGUUUACAAGUUAAAAUUUGUGGAACUGCAUUUGAGCUUGGUAUUGGUAAACUUCUUGCUGCAAAUCAUUAAAGCACAGUAAAUUGCCCUGUACACCACCGCAGCUACUUUAUCUAGAUUAUUUCUCGAAGUAUUUGUACAACCGCCGGGAACAAAACACCACUUUUUUAACCCAAAUUUAGGGAUCCCAACGAUGACGUCACAUCGGAUGUGCUUUCUAGUUUCUUCAAUUUCCUUUUUUUUAAUUUGCAAUUAUUUUGGUUAAUAAUUCUUUUAAAUGAAUUGCAUACUCGCUACGAAUUACUAGUACACUGAGUCUAUUAGUUUUUAUAAAAUCUGAAAAAUAAAACAAUUAUACUAAAUACCGUUGUGGUUUUAUUUCAAAUUUGUCGGCACAACUUACCUUUAUUACAAGAGAAAAUGCGUGAUUCUAGAAAUAUUCAAUUAUUUUUGCGAUGUUUCUUACUGCUACGAACGAAAGGCGACUUUUUAGAAUGAAGUAUCACAAAAAAAGUAAAAAUUGUAAAUAUAGUCCAGUUAAAAAACUUUUUAAUAAUUUUAAAAUUAAAGAACGAAUUUAUCUUAGAUAGGAAGAGUAUAAAAUUAUCGAUAGUCGUAAUAAAUAUAUGUUGUAUUGCUUUUAAUUUCGAAAAUGUGGAUUUUAAUAAACAUCAACCGGACUAAUCCACGUUUCAAGUAAACGUAAACGUUAAAACAAAAGUCGGUAUGGGAUCUUUAUCUGCUAUGUACCUUGCAAUUUUGUAACCUCUUUUUAAUGCUUGAUCUUUCGUGUUUUUUAGUAAAUGCUUGUCUAAAUCUGAAGUAAAACAGGUAAUAGUAAAAUAAAAAUACCGCUUUAGAAAAAUAUUAUUAUAUGAAUUGAUAUGUCGCAAAAAAGAUCAAGUACUAAAAUGUUCAUUCGGUUAUUCGAAAAAAAGAGUAUAUAUUUUUCACUCUAACCCCGCCUGCCACAUAGUAUAUUGGAAUUCUGUGUGCUCCUUGUUAUUAUACUGAUUGGAUAUAACAGACUAUGUAUUAAUUUUUAAAUGUUAUAUAUGUUGUCCAUCAGGAUCUGUAUUGCUGCUGGCGAAUUGUUUGUUAAUCGAUUAACUGCUGUUCCUUUUUGAAACCGCCUAUAAUUUCUCAACGUAAGAAAAAAAAUAUUUUCAAUUAUACGCUGAUUAUACGUUAUUUACUUUUCGUUCUUACCUAUUAUGAAUGUUUUUAAAUA
Cylas formicarius (sweet potato weevil) is the source of this 11489-nucleotide messenger RNA. RefSeq names its product teneurin-a. The record is from RefSeq and is a predicted model, not a curated record. Gene Ontology annotation, biological process: motor neuron axon guidance. Bases 239 to 9118 code for a protein of 2959 amino acids. NCBI's taxonomy places the organism in Eukaryota, Metazoa, Arthropoda, Insecta, Coleoptera, Brentidae. The transcript is spliced from 36 exons.